Molecule: messenger RNA, 1167 nt
Organism: Fusarium vanettenii 77-13-4
Lineage: Eukaryota; Fungi; Ascomycota; Sordariomycetes; Hypocreales; Nectriaceae
Exons: 4
Coding region: 1-1167 (388 amino acids)
Biological process (GO): alcohol metabolic process
Molecular function (GO): alcohol dehydrogenase (NADP+) activity; zinc ion binding
Source: RefSeq, a predicted model, not a curated record
AUGGCGACUGAUUACAAGUUUGAAGGCUGGAUGGGUGAAGACCCAAGAGCAGCUGAAGGCCACAUGGUCUGGAAGGAGUACGAGCCCAAGCCUUGGGAAGAGACAGAUGUCGAUAUCAGAAUUACCCACUCGGGCAUCUGCGGCUCAGACAUCCACACGCUCCGAGCUGGCUGGGGCCCAACCGACUUCCCCUGCGUCGUUGGCCACGAAAUCGUCGGUGUCGCAGUUCGAGUCGGAUCCGAGGCGGAGGGAAACAUCAAGGUCGGAGACUUGGUCGGUGUCGGUGCCCAGACGGACUCGUGCCAAUCCCGCGAUGGACCUUGCCAGGCCUGCGAGACUCACCUCGAGAACUACUGCCAUGAUAUGCACCUGACAUACAACACGACGUACCGAAAUGGCGGCAAGGCUUACGGAGGAUAUGCCCUGUACCACCGAAGUCCCUCACACUUUGUCAUCAAGAUUCCCGACGGUCUGCUCCCAGAGCAUGCGGCGCCGAUGCUUUGUGGCGGUGUCACCGUCUACUCCCCGCUCAAGGUCUUCGGCGCUGGUCCCGGAAGGAGGGUUGGUGUUGUCGGUGUCGGUGGUCUCGGUCACUUUGCCGUUCUCAUCGCCAAGGCCAUGGGCGCUGACAAGGUCAUCGGUAUCUCUCGACGAUCAGACAAGAGGGAAGAAGCCCUGGCACUGGGAGCCGAUGAGUAUAUCGCAACUGCCGAAGAUGAGAACUGGUCUCAGAAGCACGCUGGAACCCUCGACCUCAUCAUCUGCACUGUCUCAUCACCAAAGAUGCCCCUGCAAGAGUACUUUGACAUGCUCGGCCUCGACGGCACACUUGUGCAGGUGGGCAUUCCGGAAGAGCCCAUCCCCGUGAGUGCGUGGGCGCUCGUACCCGCACGACGCAGGCUGGCCGGAUCUCUGAUCGGCAGUCCCAAGGAGAUUGAGGAGCUCUUCCAGCUCGCCGCCGACAAGCACAUCGUUCCAUGGGUUGAGAAGCGUCCCAUGUCCGAUGCCAACCAGGCCAUUGUCGAUAUGGAGGAUGGCAAGCCUCGAUUCCGCUACGUGCUCCCAGAGAAGGAAGCCGAGGCAGAGGAGAAGACCGAGGAACCAGAAGAGAAGCCUGAAGAGAAACCUGUGGAGAAGGAUGACGACAAGGUCAAGGACGAAGAAUAA